Molecule: messenger RNA, 563 nt
Organism: Pocillopora meandrina
Lineage: Eukaryota; Metazoa; Cnidaria; Anthozoa; Scleractinia; Pocilloporidae
Source: the annotation of a GenBank genome assembly
GACAGACAGACCGACAGACAGGUAGGCAGGCAGGCAGACAGGCAGACAGGCAGACAGGCAGACAGGCAGACAGGCAGACAGGCAGACAGGCAGACAGGCAGACAGGCAGACAGGCAGACAGGCAGACAGGCAGGCAGGCAGGCAGGCAGGCAGGCAGGCAGACAGGCAGACAGACAAACAGGCAGAGAGGCAGACAGGCAGACAGACAGAUAUACACGUAGAAAGGCAGACAGGCAGACAGAUAGACAGGCAAACAGGCAGAUAGAUAGACAAGGUAGGCCCAACCCCAGGAUUUUUUGAACGGUCUAAAAGACACGUAGGCAGGCAAGAAGAAGAUAGGCAAGCAGGGGGGCAGGCAGAUGAGCAGGCAGGCAGGCAGACAGGUAGACAAGCAGACAGGCAAGCAGAUGAGCAGGCAGGCAGGCAGGCAGACAGGUAGACAAGCAGACAGGCAAGCAGAUGAGCAGGCAGGCAGGCAGGCAGACAGGUAGACAAGCAGACAGGCAAGCAGGCAGGUAGAUAGAAAAACACACGGACAGAGAGGUAGACAGGCAGACAGAUAG